Apis cerana (Asiatic honeybee) is the source of this 1785-nucleotide messenger RNA. RefSeq names its product NTF2-related export protein 1 (gene Nxt1). The record is from RefSeq and is a predicted model, not a curated record. Lineage: Eukaryota; Metazoa; Arthropoda; Insecta; Hymenoptera; Apidae. Gene Ontology annotation, biological process: nucleocytoplasmic transport.
UAUUAAAAUCGAAAUAGAAUUUAGCAGUAUCUUUUUAUUAUCUGUAGGUGCAGUAAAAGGUUUAAGUAAAAUUUUAUUUAUUUUUGAUAUAUUUUUGUAAAAUAUAAUAUUCUACAAAAAAUAUUUUUUUGGAAUCAAUAAUAUAUUAUUAACAUACAAUAGUAAUAUAAGAUUCUAUAAAUUUUAAGAAAAUUAUUUCUUUUUUGACGAUUAAGCGAAUAUCGAACACAUCUUCUCUAGUAAUAAUAACAGAGGUCUUUGAAAAAAAUGUGACGUUUUUCAUUAUUUUAUUUUCAGAAAAAUAAAAAAUAAAUCAUAUUUUUUAAUUAUUUUACAUUAAUUUAAAAUAAAUUGAUAAUUAAAUUGUAAAAUAAUUUAUUAUGAUAAUUAGUAUUUUUUUCAAUCUUUUCAUUGUAAUAAAGUUGUUCAUAUUAUAGAGGUUAUAUUUACAUGUUUUACAUAUAUAAAUUCAUAUUACACAAAAAAUAUUAAAAUUUUCUUAAAAAUUAUUCUAAUCGAUAAUUAAAUCCAUAUUUAUAUUUUAUUAAAAAUGGAACAGGAUUUGAAAACAAAAAUCGAUCAAGCAUGCCGAACAGCCGAAGAAUUUACGAAGCUUUAUUAUGAAAGUUUAGAUAAACGUAGAUAUCUCAUAUCAAGAUUAUAUUUGGAUACUGCAACUUUAAUAUGGAAUGGAAAUGGUAUUGAAGGCAAAGAUAAUAUACAGAAAUUUUGGACAGAUUUGCCACCUUCAGAUCAUUCUGUUUUUACUUUAGAUGCUCAACCAAUAACAGGUCCUGAAGUGGCAGAUCAAUUGACAUUCCUUGUAAAAGUUGGAGGGCAAGUAAAAUAUGAUGAUAAAACAUCAAAAUCAUUUAACCAAAGCUUCUUAAUUGCAGCAAUGGGAGAUAAGUGGAAAAUUGUAAGCGAUUGUUUUCGAGUACAAGAAGCACUAGAAAAUGUAAAUUAAGAUAAUAUAAAAUUAUUUGUUUACAAAAUGUUUAAAAUGUUUAAAGAUCUUUUUGAUUCAAUAUUUCUUUUUAUUUCUAUCGUCGGUCUUAUAUCAAUGUAUAAAGCGAUAUUAAAAUUUUCGUAUUAGUGAAUCAGUACGUUGGUCGAUCAUUUAGGAAUAACUUUACACGAGAAGAAACUAAAAAUAAAUAUAGAUAUAAAUACUUAGACAUAAACAUUACUAUGAUACAUAUUGUAUAAAACAUCGAUUUUAUAUCUUUUGACGGCUCAUCAACUUAAAUAUUCAAUGAUUAAUAAGAUUCCAAGAAGUUCUAAAUAUAUAAUUUUUUAAGCAAAAUCAAUUUAUCAAUAUAUAGUUUAUAAUAUUUCUUAAGAUGGUCUAUAAAUAUUGUCUUUAAUUACUCAAAUUUAAAAAAAAUCACACAUAACAUUGUUUAUUUAUAUUUUAUUUCUUAUUAAUUAACAUAACUUGUGAUUAGAAUGAUUAGAAUGAUUGAAUAAACAAAAUUAUAUAAUUAAAAUGUAUUAAUGAUAUGAAAAUUUAUUCUGUAAUAGACAAAACGAUUCUUAUAAUACAUGAUUACAAUAAAAAUUAAAAAUUGCUUUAAAAUAUAUUUGAGCUUAAAAAUUAAAAAUUAUUAAAAAUAUAAAAUUUGAAUUAUUAAGUUAUGUGUGAUUUUUUUAUAUAAUUUUUUUAAAUAAAUAUGUAUUUACAAAUAACAUUUUAUUAUGUUUCGAUCUUAUAUUUUGUUUUAAUAAACUAAGAAUUGAUUUAAAUUCCAAUUAAAAAUUUAUACAUUUAAAACUUCUCAAACA